CCCCGGCGCCGCUCUGUAGAUAUCACCUCAGGCCUCCGCAUAGAUCUUGAGUCCCGUCUGACCUGAACCUGCUCCCGCUUCAACGACACUCUAUCGUAAAGAUCGAGCUAGUCCCCUCGGUUUCGUCGCCGGUCUCUUGCACAUUAUCCUGGGCGGUGCUGGUCCGCGUGCUCGCGCGCUCUCUCUCAGCUAUAAUAUGGAGCCUGUCGUCUCCCCGGAAGUCACUGCCGAGCUCACGCAGAUUCUCUCCAAUCUUGUUCUCGGAGACAACGAAAUCCGGCAAAAUGCAGAGAAUGCCGUUAACGAACGCCUUGCUCAGACGCCAGAGCUCUAUCUUCUGGCUCUGACACAGUUUGCAAUAUCAGCCGACACCGAAGUGAUGCGUUCGUUCUCGUUAGUCCUGCUCCGACGGCUUCUAUUCCGUUCAUCGCAAGCAACCCCGAAAGCAUCGGGUACCAUCUCCACUCCAUUGUCCGAUCUAUCGCUAGCCUCCACCAGCCAAUCUACGCUUUAUGACCACCUGAGCGUCAAUGCUCACAACGCGCUGGAACGCUUACUCCUUCAUUCACUGGCGCGUGAGCCCGCAUUGUCAGUUCGAAGAAAGACCGCGGACACCGUUUGCGAGCUGGCGAACGAGGGUAUGGCCCGGGGUAGGCCCUGGCACACUCUGCAAGCGCAGGUGUUCUCCAUGGCUCAAGCCUCAGGUUCUGAUGCGGAACGCGAUGGACGCGAAGUGGCAUUUCGGGUUUUCGCUGGAAGCGUGGGCUUGAUCGGCGAUCUGCAGGUCGAAACGGUUGUCGGCGUCUUGACGCGCGGUUUGCAAGACUCGGAAAGCCUCGAGGUUCGCCAUGCAGCGCUGAGGGCAUCCGUCUCAUACCUGUCGUCCAUCCCGCCUUCAGACCGUACACAGCUGGCGCAGUGCCUCGGCCUCCUCCACCCGAUGCUCGAGAUUCUUCCAAGCUUGCCACAUUCACAGCUACCGAAGUUCCUUGCCACCCUCACACCGCUCACGUCAGUACACCCCGUCGUAUUCCAGGAACACAUGCCAGCUUUACUCUCCUUUUUCUCUGCGCUUGUCGUUCCCAUGGCGGAUGCCGGCCCGACUCCGACCGUUGCUAGGCCUUUUCCAAGUAAAAACGGCAACGGAAGUCCAGGACAAGAUAGAGCGUUCUCCUUCGACUUCGUUACGACACCCGGAAAGGGGAAGGAGAAGGCUCCGGAAGACGAGGAAAAGGAAGAGCGCGACGAGGUUCGCAAGGCGGCGCUAGAGUUCAUGGUCAGCCUUAGCGAGGCCAAACCAGCCAUGGUGAAGAGGGUGAGCGGCAAUGGUUGGGUAGUGGCGAUCGUUCGAGGUUGCUUGGAGGGGAUGGGCGAACUGCCGGAAGAUGAUGAUAUGCUGCAGGCUUGGCUGGAUGCAGAUCCUGCGGAGGAUCCUACGGAUGAUGUAUACCCGCAUGUAUACGAGCAAGCAUUGGACCGCCUUGCUUGCGCGCUUGGGGGCAAGUCGGUGCUGCCCCCCUCGUUCCAGUACAUUCCAGCGAUGAUGAAUUCGCAUGACUGGCGGCUAAGACACGCUGGGCUAAUGGCUAUAGCAGCUCUGGCAGAAGGCACGAGCAAGAUCAUGGUGAACGAAGUUGGUAAGGUCGUCGCCCUGGUUACGCCAAUGUUCGGAGACGAUCAUCCCCGCGUGCGGUAUGCCGCUUGCCAAUGCGUCGGCCAACUGUGCACCGAUUUAGAAGAGAUCAUUCAGGAUAAAUAUCAUGAGCAACUCUUCGGGGUACUUAUUCCAACUCUCGAGGCACCUGAGUCACGGGUUCACGCUCAUGCAGCAGCGGCUCUCAUCAACUUCUGCGAAGGUGUCGAGCACGAUACCCUCGUGCCCUACCUGGAUCCCAUUGUCGAACGGUUGCUGAAGCUUCUGCACUCCGGGAAUGCACAGACGCAUGCGAAGCGCUACGUGCAGGAACAAACAAUCACUACAUUGGCUAUGGUUGCAGAUGCCAGCGAGGCUACGUUUGCCAAGCAUUAUCCGGCUAUUAUGCCUCUACUGUUGGAUGCGCUAAGGAAUGCGAACGGUCCCGAGUACAGAAAACUCAGAUCUAAAGCCAUGGAAUGCGCGGGUCUGAUCGCGAUCGCUGUAGGACGGGACGUGUUCCGCCCUGACGCAAAUGCUUUCAUCGAGCUCCUUAUGCGGAUACAAAAUAGCCCCGUCGACCCUGGCGAUACGAUGUCCACCCACUACCUAAUUGCCACCUGGGCGAAGGUCUGCCAAGCCAUGGGCCCCGAGUUCGAACCGUAUCUCCCCGUUGUCAUGCCCCCGCUGCUUCAGGCCGCAAGUGCGAAAGCCGAUGUGUCUAUCUAUGAACCUAACGUAACAGAUGAAGAUGAGGGUGUUGAACAGAAGGAGGGCUGGGAGACUAUCAUGAUGGAUGGGCAACAGGUUGGGAUCAAGACAUCUGCUAUAGAGGAGAAAUGCCAAGCCUUCGAAACUCUGGUGAUCUACUGUUCCACGUUGGGCCCCCGCUUCGCGCCAUACCUGUCCCAGAGCCUCGAACUGGUCCUUCCGUCCUUGCGGUUUUUCUUCCAUGAUGGUGUCCGGGAAGCGCUUAUUCCUAUGCUCAUGUCCUGCGGAAAGAGCAGUGGUACUCUGACGCAACAGAUGGUUGCCGCCACGUUCACACAGCUGGUCAAUUGCAUAAGUGUGGAACCUGACUCUUCUUUCCUCGCAUCCCUCUACAAGGCCUUCGCCGACUCCCUCCGCGUGAUAGGCGGUCCCGCCGCUCUUCCUCAUGAAUUCCAUGCGGGCAUUGUCGAGGCUACUAAACGUCAAUUACAAAGCCUUGCUGACAGACGCAAAGCACGGUCUCAACGAUCGCCGGCGGAAAUUGAAGACGAGAAAGAGGACUUUAUGCUCCUUGAGGAGAUGGAAGAGUUCGCACUUGAAGAUAUGACAAAGCUGUUGAAAUACUUCGAUCCAAAUCACCCGCUACUAGUUGCAGUGGCAAGCGUACGAGAUUUAGGUUUGGGUCUGGGACAGUGGGACGAGGAUGGGCAAGCUGACGACUAAAGGACAGGCGAGGGACGGUGAUGCAUUGGUUUCCCUUCCGUCCCAACUAUCCUUCGCAAAGACUAGGGAUUACCAUCAACAUACAGUAUAAUAGCAGAGCUGUCAUGCUCGGUUUUCCUUUCUCCUGGCAUCAAUGUAGCCUACUUCAUGUAUUUACUAUCCGAGUAUGCCGUCCAGAAUGCUGAUAAUCUUCUUCACUUCUUCUAUCGUGUUGUAGUGCACCAGGGAUAUGCGAACCACCCCAUCAUUCACGUCGAGCUUGGGCUUCAGCUCGUCGACAAGGGUGUAUGCGUAGAAAUGUCCAUAGCGAAUUCCAAUGCCGCCAUGCUUAUCAAAGACGUUCACGAUGUCCUUGCUUUUGAUGGGUUGUUGGCCAACAACCACGAAACUGAUGGUUGGCACCCGACCCAGUCCUGCCAUUUCCUCCCCGACGAUACGUACGCCUUUGUCGUACUUAGAGAGAAGGUAGUGUAUGAGAGGCUCAACCAGAGUUUGCUCAUGCUUCGCGAUGACAUCGAAGGAUGCGACGAGGUCGUUCUCGGCGCUCAGGGAAAGUAAGUACGGCACCACGGCCGUGGUUCCAUAGACAAGCUCGUAGCCCGGGCCGCCAGGCUGUAACUUGUACGUAUGCUUAUCAACCUUCAAGAAGUGAUGUGCAAUGGAAGUGAUGGAGUGCUCCAAAGCAAGAGCUCGUAUAUAUAGGACGGACUGGUGGCAGGCGUAAACCUUAUAAAAGGAAAAAACGCAAUAAUCUACGUCCCAAUCGCGAACGUCGAUCCUGCGAUGUGGUGCAUACGCAACACAAUCAACGGACACCUCAACUUUGUUCGCUCCCCGGGCAGCAGCUGUUUCGCGGACGGCCUUGACGACCUCCUUCACCGGCACGACGGAUCCCAGGAUAUUGGAGCAGGCCGUGAACGCCACGAGACGCGUUUUACUCGUGAUCAAGGGAAGAAGAUCCGAGACCUUGAGAGAGAUCGAGUAAGGAUUGGAUGGUGAUACAGUGGUCACGUUCGGGGAGGCAUGCCAGUACUUGACGACGGCCCCAGUCCUGUUGGCUAGCUUCUUCCAUGGACCGCCAUUAGCCUCGUGUUCCCCAGUGACUAUCAACUCGUCCCCUGCUUUAAUGCCAGCCUCGAGUCCACGAGCUAGAUUUUCCAUCAACAUCGUAGAGCUCGCGCCGUACGCAAUUUCAUCGGGGCUUUCUGCGUUAAAGAGCUUUGCAGCUUCAACGUUUCCUUCCGCGACCCUCUGCGUGCU
Punctularia strigosozonata HHB-11173 SS5 is the source of this 4327-nucleotide messenger RNA. RefSeq names its product ARM repeat-containing protein. The transcript has 18 exons. Gene Ontology annotation, cellular component: nucleus; cytoplasm. Gene Ontology annotation, molecular function: nuclear import signal receptor activity. Bases 197 to 3067 code for a protein of 956 amino acids. Gene Ontology annotation, biological process: protein import into nucleus. Lineage: Eukaryota; Fungi; Basidiomycota; Agaricomycetes; Corticiales; Punctulariaceae. The record is from RefSeq and is a predicted model, not a curated record.